GCAAGAUAUCCUCUCGGUGCUCGAAAAGAAGUCCACUACAGAUUUGCUUGCACAAUCCACUUAGCGCCUUAAGUCCUCGACUGCAGUUGCAAUGCCCGCUAAGUCCGUUUCAACACUUCAGAAGCAGCCUUUUCGUGGCGGAAAGUCUCCACCAUUUACCAGAACUCACACCACCCUUCACCCACCUUCCAAGCCCACGUUAGGAGCCGUAGCUAAGCCUGCACACAAGUAAUGUUUCUGACCUUCAAAUGCCAGUAGGCGCCAGGCUCCACCAUUUUUGGGAGGAGUGGAAGAACAGGGGUGCAGAUUUUAGUGUAUGGGCGGUGGUUUUAAUUUUUAGUGUAGGUGACGGCGUUGUCUGGUAUUGUUUUUUGGUACUGUGCCCAGGGCAAGGGCACCUGUCUUUUAACUUUGCAGGCUGUUGGAACUGUCCUUCUCCGCAAAGCCCCACUUGAAGUAGAGGCACCCCAUGGCUCUUACGCCACACCACUGCAGAUUAGGAGGAGCACCAUCCAGAGGCAGUAAUCACCUGCAGUAUCUUCCUAACCAGGUACUACACUUGAUUUUGGGUCAUCAUGGCAUCAGUUGUUCAGGCUAAUGUCGUGUAGUGAAAUCUUUGGCUUUGUUAUAAGCGAAGCACUAUGUCGCUCUAAACAGAGAGCCAAAUUCGAUCCAGCCAUGUUUUCACGAAUAUCUGGUGCUCUUCAGGCUGCAGCUGAUGUUGUUGCUCCUCCUUGUCCACGUGUGGAAGACUUGAGAUACCACUGGACACAACUAACAAUUGUGUGUCAAAGAUGUCGAGAGCUCGAAGGACAAGCACCUGCGGUGGAGGAAACACAUGUCCCGCGACACUUGACACAAAUGUUGAAGUUGCUAGUAGCAGAAGAACAAGAGCAAAAGUUAGGUGGCCCUCUCAGUCCAUGCAUGGAGUAUUUGAUUCAAGAAAAGGUGCUUGCAACAUUGGCCUCAUAUGCCAGAGCUGAUCGUCCCUUAGGAAUACGCCAACAUGCCUAUGUUUUCUUGGUAGGGGUGUUGAAUCAUCUUCACCAUUCACACCUUCAUCAUGCCCCUAUUCAUAAGCCAUUGCAGACAAUGGUUAGAGCAGUUUGUGAAAUGCGGGCAUCACCAUAUGAAGCAGAAGAAAUGGAGUUUUUGUCUACUCUUUGUGAGAAAAUACGUCAGGACUGCACAAUAAUUCUUUUGUACAUCCAGCCCCUUGCGCUAACAGGAAGAGUCCACACGGGAUAUACUCCAGAAGAUAGUUUUCCCCAAACGCCAACUCACACCAGUAGUUCUGAAAUGUCUAGUAGUGGACAGCAACCCUCAGAUAAAUUACAAGCAAAAUUUCCUUUAGUCGAUGCCUUACUCAAUUUGUGCCAUAGCGCUGACAGCAAAAUAGCCAACAGUGCACACGAAUGUCUUAUUGGAAUUGCCAGUGUCAGGGAAAGUCAGAGUAGUAGCACAAUAUCAAGGCAUACAUUGCUUCCUCAUUACUUGGCCACACGACUUGUGACGUCAGCAGAAGAAAUUCCUGUUGAUUCAGAGCCAGCUCUUAUAGAAGAUAUACCAAUGUCAGACAAAGCAAGAGAGGCUAGUGAAAACAGUGACAGUGAUGAGGAAGAAGAAUUGGGAGAAUUUCCUGGCAGGGCUGAAGUAGUCACCUUCUUGCAUUGGCUCAUUUACUGUGAUAAGGUGGUAAGCGCUAGCGAUGGUGUGUUAGGUUCAACUAUUUGUAGUACUGUAAGAGAAGUAUUUUUGGAGGGCAUUCUUCGUCAUUCUCUUACAAGUACUAAUGAAGAUAUGGUAUCACUAUACAUUGCUCUAACAACCAAAAUAGUAUUGGCAGUGUCUUCUCCACUUCUUGUAAAUAAUAUAAUUUCUUGGCUAACAGAAGACCAUGAAGCAGAAUUAGUCGGGAAUGAUGGUUGUAUGAGACAACAUAUCAUGGCCUAUUGUUGUAAACCUCCUCAUCAUCUUCAAAUUCAAGCUUUGAGGCUUUUACAGAUAAUGAUUGAGAAACCUGGAAGUUUAGCUGCUCAGUCAUUGGCACUGAACUAUGUAAUGAGUAGAGGUUACCAUGAUUCCUCUGCAGCAGAGUACCAACAGAGCUCUUGGUCAGAUGAAGAGGAUGAAAGGUAUAAACACAGAGAAGAGGAUACCUCAGGUUCUCCACCUGUAAGCAGGACUUUAGCUCCAGCAAACAUUAACAAAAUUGUAAAACGAUUCUUGAUGGUGGUACCUGAAGAACUGAGAUCAACCAAAAAGGAUGACUUUGAGAGUUAUAUGGCAGAUGCCCAACGACAGUACAGAGAUACAUGCCGAUCUUGUGCAUCAUUUGGUUGGCCAAGAGAAGCUGUUACUCCUGAGUGUCCAUCUGACACAUCUUCUACAGCCUCUAGAGAAUCUCGUCCAGAGUCAGAUGGAAACACAUAUUAUGAGGGUCCUCUCCUAAGUAUGUUGAUGAACUUCUUAGAACAUUUGGAUGAGCAGGAUUAUGACAUCAAUCUUCAAGUAACUUCCUUGGUAGCCACUUUGGCAUUGCUCCCUCAUCCUCAUUUGCAUGAGUAUUUGCUGAACCCGACUCUUCCUUUGACGGGAGGUGUUCGAACCCCUUACACUGUACUUUCAUCAGUGGUAUCAAAAAUCCAGACGCCAAUUAUGGAAAGAGAGGAUUACCUUGAUCACCUAAAAGUUACCAGAUAUCACCUUUUAGGCACCAUGGAGGAAUUGGAAUUUGAGAGAGACAGUGAUGACCGUAAAUUUGAGGCCCUGAUUGUUAUUGAAGAAUUCACCAAAGAAUUAGCAUCUAUUGCGUAUGCUAAGUAUAGUAUAGAAGGCUCAUCAUGAUAAAGUAUUAAUUUGUAAACAAUACAUUAGCUUGGUACUGGAGAUAUGGUUGUGUAAGGCAAAUUGUACAAAAUCCAUAGGCAUAUUGGGCAUAUCUCUUAUUCCUGCCAGUUUUUAGAAAACUGCAACUAUUCCAAUUGUGUUAAUGAGUAUUUUGAAGAUAUUUCAAAAAUACUUUUUCUUUUUUUUAUCUUUCUAGCCAUGCUUUUUGUUUACUGUUUGCCUUACUUGAAGCACAGGUGCAACAUUUGUACAUUAGUUUAUCUACCACUCUUAAAACUUUCCAUAGAAUUACAUUUAGAGAUUUCGUUCUGGAUCUUUAUUAGCACAAUACAAAUAAUAUAUUAUUGCUAAUGUAUAUAUUAUGUAUAUUAUGGGGUGUAUAUUUCCAUGAAAUAGAUGAAGUUUGCUAUUUUGAAUUAUAUUGUUGAAUUAAUUGAUCUUACUAUUAAUGUAUAAUUCAUAUUUUGUUAUUUCAGUUUUUAAAAAUUUAUUUAACUGUAUAGUUUUAUAAACUAAGGCAGUUAGGUGCUCAUAUGCAAACCACUUCCUUACAUAGCCUCGCACUGUUAAAUAUGGGCGAUUAUUAGAAAACAUCUUUUUUCAAGAACAGUAAGUCACACCUUGGAAUUUGUGAGGCUGCUCUGAAAGGUUGUUCUUAAAUGAAAACGGAAGAUCGGAGGAAGGUAAAGUAGAAAAAUAACAUGAUGAGGGAAGUGCAGUUAGGUAAGUGCCAAAUCAUCUUUGCAAAGAACCUUAUGAAGUAUAAAUGGUUCCCAUCCUAAAGGGUCAUAUUAGCUGGUGGUAUGUAAGGUUCUGGUUUGUUACAAAACAGAAUUUGUUUUGAAAGUUAUUGGUUGGUUUCACCCAUUGAUUUGUCUUUCAAGUUAUUAUUUUGUGCUUAUCAUUGUCAUCAAUUCCUUUUCUGUGUUUUUCUUUUUGCUUUGAAAUUUGGACAAUUGAGAAUGUCUUUCCCUAUUGUUACAUCAUGCUUCUAUAUUAUAUUUAUAUGUAUAGGAUAAAUGUUUGUACUAUUUACAGUUUUGCUUGAUUUUAUAUAUUUUAGAGAAACAGAAUAGGUUUUUGAUUUAAAGACUGUCAUGCAUAUCAUCAAUGCUUAAUCCUUAGUGGUGAUUACAGUAGCCAUAAUUCGAAGUAUUCAUAAAAAGUACAAACUCUUGGUUUACUGGAGCCUUUCACUUUGGUAUACAGGGAUGACUGACUGACUAAAUUUACAAUUCAUUGUCAAAAAUAUUUAUGCUUUCAUAUUUUCCUCUUUAGGACCUAAAUAUGUAUUGAGGUCUUUUCACUGUCUUGUUAUAUUGUGCACUUUCUCAAUUCCCUUCUGGUACACAUCUUGGUUCAUGCUCUUUCUCAUUAAUAUUAGUAUUGGUUUCUCUGCCUUCUUCCAUAUCUAUUUAUUCAUCUAAUUGAAUAUAUUUUCCUUUGUUAUCACAUGCAUAAAACACCUUAAUCUGUGAGAUCUCUUUAUUUUUCAGAUGUAGGUCACCACCUUUGGCAGAAUCUUCAUAUAUUUAUUUAUUAUAAUCUUCCACAUGAAUUCUAGUGAAUCUCAACAUUUGUAGCAACGCCUCUUCAAACUUGUCAUUUUUUUCUUUUUAUUUGUAAAUACCAACAUCCCUGCUUUUAACUUAAGUAUAGGUCUUAUUCCUACAUUACAGACUCUUCCAUUUGCCAAUGGGAUACUCUUACAUGUCCAGAAAUAUCUCAGUUAUUCAGUCUGAAGCUCUAUUUUUAUUUCUUAGUGUCCUAUUAAUAUCAGCUUCACAAUCAAGUUUGUUCCCAAGGUAAAUUAUUUUUUUUUUUAUGUCAAGGCCUGCCUUCUAUUACCCUCAACUUAGUCUUGCUUUCCCUGUUUUUGUGAGCUCUUUUUAUCCAUUUUGGGCUAACAAAUUCCUACUUUGCUCAUAUUUUGGAAUCUUGGGCAUCCGUAGUACCAUUAGGGAAAUUUGGUGUUGUAUUGUGUCACAUCAUCUGCUUUCUUGAUGACUUUUUCCUUAUUAUGUUUCUUACUUCUGAUCACCAUAAGUUUGGAUUAACUUGGAUUGAUUUUCAGUCAUUUAUUCCUUUCCACUACCCAUUUUUUGAGUAUUUUUUUAGAUCUACUGAUUAUGCUGCAAAAAGAUAUCUCUCAUUAUAUGGUAGUCUUCCUUUACCCUUCUUGAUGUCCAUCUACUGCUUGCCAUGGUGUUACUAUUCAUUUUUUAAAUGCUUUUUUAAGCUAUAGAAUUAUAUAAUACAUAUAUACUUUUUAAUUUUGCAUGGUACUACCACUGUAAUUGUUCCUAUGCAAUAUUAAGACUUUGCUAAUUUCCUUGGUGUAAAGCCAAACUGACAAUUUGUAAAUACCAUUAGAUAUUCUCAGCCAUUCCUCAAGCACUUUUUUGCAGCUUGCUUUGCUCAUUUGUAAUUUUCACACUGUAUUGCAUCCCAUUUUCUUCUUAAUUCAUAACAAAGAAUAUCUUGUUCUGUAAGAGAUGAGUGAUACUCAGAGAGCGAGGUGUAAUCUUCAAUUUAUUAAUGCCCUAAUUCAGUAUGAGACUUUUGCUUAUUUUGGUACUCUCUUUCCAUCUAUUUGUGUUACUCUGGAAUUCCCUCAUGGCCAUCUUACUGACCAUAUGUCAUUAGUGCUUGAGCACUUGUGCCUUAUAGUGUUCUAAAGAUUAUCCAUUUUUGCCUGGAACGUAUGAGUAGGCCUAAUUUGAUUGGUACUCACUGAAAGGUUGGCCGUUAUUAUGUAAUACUUUACUCUUGUCUGAAUCAGGAUAAUUGUGAAUUAAUCUCUAAUUUACAUCAGUUGGCAGUCCAUCCUGUUUGAUAAUUACAUAUGUAUAACUUCUUACUUAUGUAGUGGAAAUGGCCAGCCCUGGGUGAAUCAAGGGUAAAUUUUGAUAGGAUACAAAUUUGUUUUUAUAGUCUGAUUCCCAGGUUUAAUUUGUGCAAAUCUAACAUCAGUGGACAAAUUUCAAAAGGAAUCAUUUGUUUGAAAAUUGAUUGAAAGAUAUUACAAAAGUACAAGGCAAAGGGAAGUUCAUGGCUCUCUCUCUCUCUCUCUCUCUCUCUCUCUCUCUUCUUCUCUCCUCUGCUCU
Molecule: messenger RNA, 5957 nt
Organism: Macrobrachium nipponense
Lineage: Eukaryota; Metazoa; Arthropoda; Malacostraca; Decapoda; Palaemonidae
Product: FHF complex subunit HOOK interacting protein 2A-like
Exons: 16
Coding region: 598-2847 (749 amino acids)
Source: RefSeq, a predicted model, not a curated record